GAAACAAAUAAGUGCUAUAAAAUAGUUUCAAGCAUUGUGUUGUUAAUUUACCGGGUAAUCGACAGGGUUUUUUGUAUAAUUACAAUCGGGUUCGUUAUCGGGUUGGUCUGUUGAUUCGGGGUACAGAAGACGAUAAAAAGUCCAAGCACACCAACAUUUUUCACCAACAGAGCUUUGUGUUACUUGAAACUAAAAAACUGGGACCAAGCCUUACAGGACUGCAGAAGAGCUUUAGAUCUUGAUCGAUCAGUUGUGAAAGGACACUUUUUUAUGGGACAGGCUCUUGUUGAGUUGAGCUUGUAUGAUGAAGCUGUAAGCAGUCUUAAAAGAGCUCAUGAUCUAGCCAAAGAACAAAAAUUGAACUUUGGGGAUGAUAUAACAUGUGCACUUAGACAUGCCAAGAAGAAGAAAUGGAAUAUGAUAGAGGAUAAAAGAAUUCAACAAGAAAUAGAACUACAGACGUACAUAAAUAAACUGAUAAGAGAGGACACAGACAGAAUGAGAGAUGAAGUAAAGAAAACAACCAAUGAAGAAGAUGGUGAGGAAGACAAGAUUUUAAGUGAAAUUGAAGAGGAGCAGGACCAAAAAAUCAAGGAAAUAAAUGAUCUGUUUGCAAAAGUGGAUGAAAGAAGAAGGGGGAGAGAUGUUCCGGAUUACUUGUGCGGCAAAAUUAGUUUUGAACUAAUGCGCGAUCCUGUAAUAACGCCGAGUGGAAUAACGUACGACAGGAAGGACAUCGUGGAGCAUCUCCAGAGAGUUGGACAUUUUGACCCAGUGACUCGAACAGACUUGACCCAGGAUCAGCUCAUCCCUAACCUGGCUAUGAAGGAAGUGAUAGACAAUUAUUUAGAAGAAAAUCCUUGGGCAGAGGACUACUAGCACUAAUUACAUGUACAUGUGAUUAAGCAACUUUCAAACCAUUCCGUGUCUCAAUUUUAUAUUUAGAUCUUUCAUGGUUUUCAUUGAUGCAAAGAAUGAAAAUGUAUUCAAUAUCAUUAUUUCAAAAUCUAGCAAGAUUUUUACUUCAAGAACCUUUACAUGUACUUUCGUAGAUCCCAUUAUUGAACUGCUUAGAUGACUGCAUUUAUAAUAUGCAUUGUUUCCCAGGAAACAAAUUGUUAUUAGGUACAUGGGUAGUUCAAUAUGUGUAUGUGUAUGAGUGCUAAAAGUGAAAUUUAAGUAUAUACAAUGUAUAUCUAUUGAUUAUGUAAUCUUUUUAAUUUUGAUACAUGUAACAUAUUCAUGUACAUAAAUUAUGAGCCUCAUGGCUUAUUAGAAAGGAUUUAACUUAACUAUUAAGCAGGAAAAAAAUUAUAUAUCUGGUAAAUUAACUUGUUCAUAUUAUCAGAUAUAAACAUAUGAUAUUAUUAUGUAUCAGUCAUUUCAAUGUACUUGUAUCUGUAAUUCCAGAAGUAAAUGUGUAACCAGUCACUGGUUCUGAUUGUAGUGAAGCUCACUCAGGUCAGGAGUGUGAUUCUGCAUCAGUUCUUUCUUUGACAGUAUUUUAUCUUAACCCUCUUAAUUAUGUCUCUAUCCUCAGAAAAAUUAUACUAUAUAUAUAGAGCAUUUCUUGCCAAUGUGGUAGAAAAUCGGAUCUAACCAUUCUUUUGUCAUCUCCUGUACCAAGAAGAAUGGGGAAACUUUAAGGAAGAAGUGUUCUCAACAACAUUUUUUUUCUUCCUGUUUUUGGAGAGGGGGAUAUUUAGUUGUAAUUGUGUCUUUUUGUUGUACAUGUACAUGUUGUGUAAUUGCAAGAUCAUAAUGCACCUCGUAAAAAAUUAGUUCUCACUCUCUCACUUCAUGAAUGGAUAAAUCAUUUUGUUUUCUUUCUAGUCGCAUAUGCAAUGGGCAAUGUUUACUGUACAUAUCUGCAAGAGACAGUGCUUUUGUUUUUCAUUAAUCUGUGAUAUUAAAUAGAAAGAACUGGC
Molecule: messenger RNA, 1928 nt
Organism: Magallana angulata
Lineage: Eukaryota; Metazoa; Mollusca; Bivalvia; Ostreida; Ostreidae
Product: E3 ubiquitin-protein ligase CHIP-like
Exons: 7
Coding region: 271-879 (202 amino acids)
Biological process (GO): cellular response to misfolded protein; protein polyubiquitination; positive regulation of proteolysis
Cellular component (GO): Z disc; cytoplasm
Molecular function (GO): ubiquitin protein ligase activity; protein-folding chaperone binding
Source: RefSeq, a predicted model, not a curated record